AUGCGCGAGCAGGAUUUCGGUAACUUCCAAAGUGCGCCAGAAGAGACCGCUAAGAUCUGGGAACAGAGAGCACAUUACGGCCACUUUUUCUACAGAAUUCCACAUGGCGAGAGUGCCGCAGAUGUGUACGAUCGUGUUACUUCUUUCAACGAAUCUUUGUACCGGAAGUUUGAGCACGAAGAUUUUCCUAAUGUACUUGUGUUGGUGACCCACGGGAUAUGGGCGCGUGUGUUCUUGAUGAAAUGGUUCCGAUGGAGUUAUGAGGAGUUCGAAUCACUUAGAAACAUUCCCCAUUGUCAAUACUUGGUCAUGAAGCGCAACACAGAUGGUAGAUAUCUCCUCAAAACACCAUUGAGGAAAUGGGAUGAUCUUCCGGAGCUGGACGUAGAGGAAGAGGUGGACAAGGAGUUCCGCCAAGAGGUGAAAUUUAAUAGCAAAACGAAAGUCAAUCCAGAGGACUUGGAUAUCGAUAGCAUAUUGCGCGCGCAGAAGGAAGCGAUCAAGGAGAACAGGAAGAAGGAUAGAGAGUUGAAGCAGGUGUAUCUUCAGUCAAUGAACAAGUACUUGGAAUGCCAUCAGUCGCCCAGUCUCUCCAGCGUUGAUGAUUUUUCGGUGCUAACUACUGGUAACAGCUGA
Molecule: messenger RNA, 636 nt
Organism: Australozyma saopauloensis
Lineage: Eukaryota; Fungi; Ascomycota; Pichiomycetes; Serinales; Metschnikowiaceae
Product: acid phosphatase
Exons: 1
Coding region: 1-636 (211 amino acids)
Molecular function (GO): phosphatase activity
Source: RefSeq, a predicted model, not a curated record